CAUAUGCAGAUAUUGUGAGGGGCAUUACACAUGAAAAACAUGCUGAUGCGUUUUUGGGCAUCAGAUCAUUUGAGCUGAGACCACUUUGGCCCAUGUCUGUGUCAUCAGAAAAGGAAUACACUCACUCAUCCGUAGACAAGUGUGUCACCGACUUAAGAUCACAUUCUCCCGAGUCGGUCUCAGUUCAAAGUGAACUUAGACCCCUCUCUCCUGACUCACCUGUUCCUCAGUUCAGAUGUCCCCAUGUUGUUUACGAUAUGGAAUUGUCAAGACACAGGUCGUUUACCCCAGAAUCAACAUUUUCUGACUGGGAAGGUACUGAUUUGUGUCUGGAAACCCUAUUUGAUGAGAAUAGACCAGAGUCUCCGCAGUCAGUUUUAUCAGACUUUGAACUUGAUAAGUUAUUUAGUAGCAGGGCGUUGUCCCCGGAAUCCGUGUCUUCCGAUUUUGACUUUUCUCUCAUUCAGGACUGGUUGUUAGACUUCAGAGCAUCCUCCCCGGAAUAUGUUGUGUCAGCUGAGCAGUGGUGUUUGUCUCCUCCCAUGACAUUUGGCCAGGUUAGACCCCUUUCUCCUGACUCACCUAUUCCUCAGUUCAGUUUUCCCCAUGUUUACGAUAUGGAAUUGUCAAGACACAGGUCGUUUACCCCAGAAUCAACAUUUUCUGACUGGGAAGGUACUGAUUUGUGUCUGGAAACCCUAUUUGAUGAGAAUAGACCAGAGUCUCCGCAGUCAGUUUCAUCAGACUUUGAACUUGAUAAGUUAUUUAGUAGCAGGGCCUUGUCCCCGGAAUCCGUGUCUUCCGAUUUUGACUUUUCUCUCAUUCAGGACUGGUUGUUAGACUUCAGAGCAUCCUCCCCGGAAUCUGUUGUGUCAUUUGAUCAGCGCUGUUUGUAUCCUCGGAUGACAUUUGGCCAGAUUAAUAGUCAACAUUGUAACUAUUACUUACAGUACUCUGAAAGUAGACCCGUAUCACCUAUUUCAACAACGUCAGAUGUUGAGUAUUCUGGAUUUUAUCUUGAGGACUUGUUUGACGACAACAGACCAGAUUCACCAGACUCAUUUUCUUCACGGAUUGAAAAUAAGCAAACAUGCGUAACUGUGACCACAUCUCCACCACUUUCUGCUGCCAGACCUUAUACAUAUGCAGAUAUUGACUGGUUGUUAGACUUCAGAGCAUCCUCCCCGGAAUAUGUUGUGUCAGCUGAGCAGUGGUGUUUGUCUCCUCCCAUGACAUUUGGCCAG
This is a messenger RNA of Dicentrarchus labrax (European seabass), 1244 nucleotides long. RefSeq lists its product as uncharacterized. The transcript is spliced from 3 exons. NCBI's taxonomy places the organism in Eukaryota, Metazoa, Chordata, Actinopteri, Moronidae. The annotation marks the transcript as partial. The record is from RefSeq and is a predicted model, not a curated record.